Molecule: messenger RNA, 14423 nt
Organism: Scleropages formosus (Asian bonytongue)
Lineage: Eukaryota; Metazoa; Chordata; Actinopteri; Osteoglossiformes; Osteoglossidae
Gene: sacs
Product: sacsin molecular chaperone
Exons: 10
Coding region: 380-14113 (4577 amino acids)
Molecular function (GO): Hsp70 protein binding
Source: RefSeq, a predicted model, not a curated record
AAUUACCGUAUGGGAAGUCAUUCGGUGGUGGUCGCCGGCUUCUCACCGGUCUCCCGUAACUACAUUUUGCUCGGUCACAGAAGCGCGGGCUCUCUUUGUUGUCUCGACUAACACAGACGUCCGAAACUAUUAACUAGUAACUAAGGCGAUAUUAUGACAAUGAACAACAACAUAUCCGGGCGCGCGGCAAAGUGAACAAAGUCGCGAAGAGGCUCCGCGAGCGCGGCGCUCGGAGUGGACUCGAGGCGGAUUGCGGAGGAACCGUUACUAGACAAGACAGCCCUGCGUGUCCCGCCGGGCGGAGCUGCUGGGAGAAUGCGCGAGCGCGCCGCAGCCGAAUGAGCGCGAGCGCGCGGCCGGAGCACGCAGACGGCGGACGAUGGCGGCCCCUCCGCAGCGCAGGUUGUCGCGGGUGACAGUCCUUCACGAAUACAUCGGCCACAGAGUCUUUGAGCUCCAGCCCUCUGCAGCUGUCAGAGAUGUCAAACAACUCAUCUACGAAGAGGCCGACAUCCCUGUGGAGGAGCAGCAGUUGCUCCACCAUGGAAAACUGCUGCAUGACCGAGUUCAGAUCGGGACCCUGGUGCAGGUUGGAAGUCAUGAAAUAUUCAUGACAUUGCAAGGAAAGGGUCUGAAAGGAGGAGGAAGGUUUGGCCAGACAACUCCGCCCUUGGUGGAGUUUCUCAAAGACAUUCUACGGCGGUAUCCUGAAGGGGGACAAAUCCUGAAAGAACUGAUCCAAAAUGCUGAAGAUGCUGGGGCGACGGAGGUUAAGUUUAUGUACGAUGAGACCGAGUAUGGACGGGAGUCACUCUGGUCACAAGAGAUGGCGCAGUAUCAAGGAACGGCUUUGUAUGUCUACAAUAAUGCUGUGUUUACUGCUGAAGACUGGAAUGGAAUCCAGGAGAUCGCAAGGAGCAGAAAGAGGGAUGAUCCUCUGAAAGUUGGACGAUUUGGGAUUGGGUUCAACUCUGUGUACCACAUAACAGAUGUUCCUAGUAUUUUUAGUGGUGAUCAGAUUGGCAUGCUGGACCCCCAUCAGACCCUCUUUGGACCCCAUGAGUCUGGACAAUGCUGGAACUUAAAAUCAGACCUCAAAGAAAUAACAGAGCUCUCCGACCAGUUUGCCCCCUACGUUGGCUUAUUUGGAAGCUCUGAGAGCACCAUCAAAGAUGGCAGCUUCCCUGGCACCCUGUUCCGCUUCCCGCUCCGCGUUAAGCCCUCGCAGCUCAGCAGCAACAUCUACAAUAAGGAAAAGGUGUUGGAACUUUUUGAGUCGUUCAAAGCAGACGCAGACACGGUGUUGCUGUUCCUCAAGAACGUGCAGGAGGUGUCCCUCCACGUUCGUGAAUCGGAUGGUACCGAGAGGGUGCUCUUCCGGGUGACAGCGGGUGAGAACCCAGAGCAGAAGCUGGAGAGGCCAAACUCCUUGAAGGCCCUAGCUCUGGCCAUUGACAGCUAUAGCAAUGGAGUGCCUGGUGAUGAGAUCACAUGUGCUACCUACCAGGUCAACAUUGAAGCUCAGGAUGAAACCAUAAAGGAGACACAGAGGACAACUUGGCUCGUGUGCAAUGGGGUCGGAGGGCGAGGGAUAUGUGGCGAGCUUGAUUCCCUGGCAGAUGACCUCAGGUUCAUCCCCACCAUUGGCAUUGCCCUGCCUCUGACGCUGAUUGAUGAGGACCAGGGAGCCACACCUGGCUUCUCGGGGCGGGCAUUCUGCUUCCUCCCCCUCCCCCCUGGGGAGGAGAGUAUGACUGGCCUGCCAGUGCAUGUCAGCGGUUUCUUUGGCCUCACCGACAACCGACGGAGCAUUAAGUGGCGGGAGGUGGACCAGUGGAGGGAUCCCGCAGCCCUGUGGAAUGAGCUGCUCAUAGUCACCGUCAUCCCCAGGGCCUACUUCACACUCAUCAUGGAAGCCAUCAGGCGGAUACAAAACAAGAAGGACCAGGAGUUCCAGCUCUCCGCCAGGGGGACCUACGGGGCCUGGCCGGACCCCAGCAAGAUCCGGCCACGCUGGAAGCCAAUUCUUGAGCCCCUUUUCCGGGACCUGCUCCAGCAGCCAGUUAUCUACUCACUCACCAACACCUGGUUGUCGGUGGAUGAUGCUGUCUUCUCAGAGCUGGAUGACAGUGAGGAGAGCACUGAAGCUGUGCUUGGCUACCUCCAGAGCUCAGGGAUCCAGGUGGCUAAAGUACCGGCUGCUGUCGACGCAGUCUUGACCGAGUUCAUUACCGCACCGCGGGUCACGAAGAAAGUGACCGCCGCUCUGGUACGGCAAGUGCUGAGGAAGGCCAGGCACAAGGGGUCCACCGGAGAGAAACUGCUCCUCCUGGAGUUUGUCCUCAGCGAUGCCUGUUACAGUGACCUCAUCGGGCUCGAACUGCUUCCGCUGCAGAGCGGAACAUUUACAGCAUUUUCCUCCUCUGUCAAUGACAAGGAUGCAGUCUACAUUGCCAGCGAGGAGUUUCCCAGAUCUCUGUACCCAGGACUAGAAGGGAGAUUUAUACUGGAAAGUAUAAAACCAUCUGUUAUGACCAGCUUGAAGGAAGCAGCCAAAAGCAGAGGAAGACCGUGUACCCAGGUACAAGAGCUUACACCUGAGCGAUCGGCCCGUCUUAUCAAGGAGAUCCUUACGACAGCUUGGCCUUCCAGAGACUUUGCUGUUGAGUGGAAUCCUGGGAAUCGGGAGAAGAGACAUCCUUCUGUCCACUGGCUAAAGAUGGUGUGGAAACACCUAUACAUUAACUUUGCUGAUGACCUUGCCAUCUUAGAAGACAUGCCUUUGAUCCCAAGCAUACCACUGGAGGAUGGGAUGGUGUCUGUAGAGCUUCUGCGCCUCAGAAGUCCUUCCCCUAUCAUUCUUGUGGAAGAGGAACAGGAGGUUCCACUUUCAGAAUGUCUUUUAGAGGUCAUGAAAAAACUUGGUGGCGUUAUCAUGAAAAAGCUUGAUCCAUGCUUACAACACCCCCUACUCAAAAACUACAUCCAUCAGUCAUCACCCAGCAUGCUGCUGCAAAUAAUGGACAGAUCCUCAACUCAGAGAGUAGCCAGUCAGGUUGCAUCUUUCUCUGACAAACAAAAGGUUGCAUUAAGAAGUUUCUUAGCUGGCUUGUCAGAUGUUACAGAGAAAGAUAAGCGCAUUCUUCAGGAACUCACAAUCUUUGAAAAAAUAGGACCCAGCACAGAAGAAGGCACACCAGUGUUCACAGCAUUAAAGGGGGCCAAAGCUUUGCAUCACACAGCCAAAAUUCCGUCAGAUGUCCGGUUGUCCAUGAAUCUCAUUGACAGUACUGAUGAGGCUGCCAUUCGUCUCAUUAAAAUACUGAAUGUUGAACAGUUGAAAAGUACUGAAUGUUUAAAGGUGAUUCUUCAGGACAUACAGAAGGGGUUUUACACCAAAGAGGAAGUUACCAAACUCAUGCUCUGGGUUCUCAAGCAUUUAUCCUUCCUAAAGAAUGAGGACCCCUCUAUAAUUCAGUGCAUUUCAUCUCUCAAAUUCAUUCAUAGUGCUCAAGAAAAGCCUGUUGCUGCCACAGAUCUCUUUGAUCCAGAGCUUGACAUUCUACAGGACCUUUUCUAUAUGGAAGAGGAGACCAGGUUCCCCCCAGAUCUGUACAUUUCAUCCCCAGACAUGCUCCAUUCUCUAAGACAGCUGGGGCUAAAAAAUGAAGUGCAGCUCACUGAAAAAGAUGCAGUUCAGGUAGCACAUAAAAUUGAAGAAUUACAGCGCAAGGCUGAGCCAGAAUGGGACCCCCUACUGAAAAAAGCCAAAACGUUGCUGACAAUAUUAAACAAACAGACCAAGUUAGUAAAAUCUCCAGAAGCCCAGGCCUCUUUGCAAAAACUUAAGUGGGUUCCAGUUUGUAAAGACAGGCCUCUAAAUUACCCUCUCUCUUUGGCAUGGAUGGGAGACCUGUUCAACAUUUGCUCAUUCUCCGAGAUGUGCGAUAUCUCUUAUGCCGUGUUAGUGGGUUCAUCAGUAGCUCUUGUGGAGCGCACUUCGGGAGGUAUGAAGAAGGCACUAAAGCUAUCAUUAGAGCCCCAGGUAGAUCAAGUUCUACAGCAUUUAAAGGCAGUAAAUGACUGGCAUAAAUCCCAAGCUUUUACCACAGAAGACUGGUAUCAGUUCCAACAAAUUCUUUUUGAAAUUUAUGAUUUCAUGCAAGCACACCUUGAAGAUGCUAGAGAAGCAAUGAAGUCACUGCCAUUCGACUGGGUCUGGACUGGGAAAACAUUCUCUUCUCCCAGUCAAACUGUUUUAAAACCCAUCUCUGAUCUAGAUUUGCAACCUUACUUGUACUCGUUACCAAAAACUAUGGCAAAAUUUCAUAAACUGUUUCAGUUUUGUGGCUCAGUUGAAGAAAUUGUCCCAAGUCACGUGUUUGAGGUGGUCAGAACUAUCAGACAAAGGACUGAACAAGAAAUGACAAAAGAAGACAGCAAACACAAUCUUCUUCUGCUGAUUAACAUCUUGCGAUGGCUGUACAACAAUCAGAUUUCUGUGGACACUGACAUGCAUGUUCCCAUCCUUUGCUAUAAAGAUCCCAGUAAACUGGUUAUGAAACCCAUACAUGAAUGCAGUUACUGUGACAUCAAAGUGGAUGACCUCAAUGACUUGCUUGAAGAUGUGACAGAGCCCAUCAUUUUAGUUCAUGACGACAUUCCAAUGAAAACUGCUGAAUGGCUAAAAGUGCCGUGCUUAAGUACAAGAUUGAUAAAUCCCGAAAACCUUGGGUUUGAACAGUCGGGUCAGCGAGAACCUCUAACUGUACGCAUUAAGAACAUUCUGGAGGAAUACCCAUCAGUCUCUGAUAUCUUCAAAGAACUCCUGCAGAAUGCUGAUGAUGCCAAUGCAACAGAAUGCAGUUUUCUUAUUGAUAUGAGGAAAAAUCUUGAGAUAAGGGAGAACCUGCUGGACCCUGGUAUGGCUGUUUGCCAUGGCCCUGCAUUGUGGUCUUUCAACAAUUCUGUGUUUUCAGACACAGACUUUCUAAAUAUAACCAGACUAGGAGGGUCCAUGAAGAGAUGUGAAGCUGACAAAGUAGGCAAAUUUGGACUGGGAUUCAAUUCAGUCUACCAUGUGACUGACAUCCCAAUUAUUAUGAGCAGAGAGUUCAUGAUCAUGUUUGAUCCCAACAUCAAUCACAUCAGCAAACAUAUCAGAGACAAAUCCAACCCUGGUAUUAAGAUUAAUUGGAGUAAACAGCAAAAACGGUUAAGAAAGUUUCCAAAUCAGUUCAGACCUUUCGUCAAUGUCUUCAAUUGUCAGCUGCCUCUUUCCCAAGAGUCCCCUUACAAAUACAACGGGACCCUCUUUAGACUACCUUUUAGGACUGAGCAGGAGGCAUCAGUGAGUGAAAUCAGUACUGCCUACUACAACACCACAGACAUUUACUCGCUUGUUGAUGAAUUCAGUAUUUGUGGCCAUCGUCUCAUUCUUUUUACUCAACAUGUUGGCUCAAUGGUUUUGAAAUACCUUAAAUAUGAAGAACCAAAUCCUGCAGCUUCCCAAGAUGUAGUGAUUAUCAACAAGAGUGUCUGGUCAUCAAAGGCAUCCUACGGACCUUUGAGCAUCUUAAAGGCAGCAGCAAAAGUCAUGAAAAAGGUAGCAGGAACUAACCGAGUGCCUGCUGACGUCCCCAAAUCUGGCUGCAUCAUCAGAAUUGUGGUUGAAGAGUUUCACAACGUAUUCAGACGCAUUGUAGAUCUUCAUUCACCACUAUUCAGGGGUCCAGAUGAUGAUCCAUCCUCAUACUUUGAGAUGGCUGCAAAAGGUGGUCAAGUCAAAAGGCUUACUGAUGAAAUGCCUCAAAAGUCAAUUGAUGUAACAAACUGGCUUAUUUGCUCAUGCAUGGAUGUGGGGGAAGCCCUCAAAUUCUCUUUGAGUGAAAGUGGAAAAAGGCUUGGACUAGUUCCCUGUGGAGGUGUCGCAGUGUUGCUUUCAGAGGGAGAGAAUCGAACAUGGACUGUGAAGACAAGUCCCACUCCCAUUGGAGAAGUGUUUUGCUAUCUUCCUCUCAGGAUCAAAACGGGCCUGCCUGUUCAUAUCAAUGGCUGUUUUGCUGUUACAUCAAAUCGUAAAGAGAUUUGGAAAACAGACACAAAAGGAAACUGGAACUCAGUCUUCAUGAGGCAUGUGAUUGUUCAAGCAUACUUGGCUGCCCUCAGCAUCAUGCGAUCCAUGGCAGAAAGUGGAGAAUUGGUUAACUACAACUACUAUGCAGUAUGGCCUGAUCCUAGUCUUGUUCAUGAUGACUUUUCCUUGAUCAGUCAGGGGGUCUAUCAGGAAAUAGCCAAAGGAGGUCACAGUGACCUUGCAAAAGUGUUCUCUGAUGGCAAAAUCUGGGUGUCCAUCAAGUAUGUCAGAUUCUUGGAUGAUUCCUUGCUCUGCAGGUCUGACAUUGGCCCUGCUGCCUUUAAGAUCUUUUUGAAGUACCUCCGGAAGAGUGGCUCCCAAGACCUCUGUGCAGUUGAGCUGCCAGAUUGGGUCAAAGAAGGCUUUGAUGAUGCUGGAUGUAAAGGUAAACUUAUGGAGAACACACUCACAGAAAAGCAGUUCUUCUCUGAUGUAUUUUUUCCCCACAUCCAGGAUAUUGACAAGGACCUACGUGACCCCUUAAUGCAUUAUGUGCUCAAUGAAAAAUUGGAGGAAUUUGCAGGGAUCCUAAAAGAAACACCGUGCAUCCCAUGCUCUGGAUCAUCUCAUGAACUUGUUGUGCCUUCUCGACUCAUACAUCCAGAGGGAAGAGUAGCAAAACUGUACAAUUCCGAUGAUGGCCGUUUCCCAGAGGGAACAUCACAGGACUACUUGAAUCCAGUGUGCUUAGUAAAAUUAGUGCAACUGGGAAUGGUUAAGGAUGACCUUUCCUGGGAAGACCUUAUUGAGCGGGCUGAAUCAGUUGCAGCAUUAAACAAGAGUGAUCACACAGCAGCGUGCUUACGCAGCAGUAUUUUGCUUAGUCUCAUUGAUGAGAAACUUAAAAUUCAUGACCCGAGAUCAAAAGAGUACACUGAAAAGCUGCAGAACAUUUGCUUUCUUCCAUUUUUGACAAAACCUGCAGGAUUCUCACUACCAUGGUAUGGAAACAACUUCCCUCCUUCAGCUAUGUUUGCUGCUACUGAUCUGUACACAACUGAGCACCAGGACACUGUUUGCUUGAUGAAACCCAUACUCAAUGAGAACUCGCCAUCUUUUAAAGGGUGUGGCCCAAUCACCUUAGCUGUUAAAGACUUUUUGGGACUCAUAAAAAAGCCAACUGUUGAACUUGUAAUGAGACAAUUGAUGGAGCUUUCUAAGUCAUUUGAUGGAGUCACUUUGUAUCAAGAAAAUAUAACCAAUGCCUGCUACAAAUAUCUGCACGAGGAAAUGCUACAAGAUGAUGUGGCCAAGGAACAAAUUGUGGAAGAACUCAAAACAUUCAGCUCCAUUCUUGUAGAAAACACAUACGUGAAUCCAUCAAAGGUAGCUUUCCAUCUGAACUUUGACUCAGCGCCCUAUCUGUAUCAACUUCCUAAUAAGUACAGAAACAGUUGUCGGGAGCUUUUUGAGAAUGUUGGGGUUUUGCCAAGCUUCACAGUUGAAAAUUUUUCUGCGGUUCUUGAGCUCGUGAAAAAAGAAUGUGGGCGAAAACCCCUCUCAGAGGAGAGCUUUCAGCUGUCACGCAGAAUAAUCAGUGAAGGAAUAUGGAGUUUGAUUAGAGACAAAAACCCGGAAUUCUGUCAGAGCAACUAUGGAGAAAUACUUUUGCCAGACACCAAUCUUUCACUGCAGCCAUCAAAGUCUUUGUGUUACAAUGACUGUCCGUGGAUCAAAGUCAGGGACUCAACAGUGAAGUACUGCCAUGCUGACAUUCCAAGAGAAGUGGCAGUAAAAUUAGGAGCUGUGCCCAAACGACACAAGGCUUUAGAAAGGUAUGCUUCCAACAUAUGUUUCACAACCCUUGGAAGCGAGUUCGGCCAGAAAGAGAAACUUACAAGCAGAAUUAAAAGUAUUCUCAAUGCAUAUCCAUCAGAAAAGGAAAUGCUGAAAGAGCUUCUUCAAAAUGCAGAUGAUGCCAAAGCCACAGAAAUUUACUUUGUGUUCGAUCCAAGAUGCCACUCCACAGAUAGAAUUUUUGAUGACAAAUGGAUUCCUAUGCAGGGACCUGCUCUUUGUGUCUAUAAUAACCAGCCGUUCACUGAAGAUGAUGUGCGAGGAAUCCAGAACCUUGGACGAGGUACAAAGGAAGCAAAUCCAGGUAAAACUGGUCAAUAUGGUAUAGGAUUCAACUCCGUUUAUCACAUCACAGACUGUCCCUCUUUCAUUUCAAAUAACGACAUUCUAUGCAUCUUUGAUCCCCAUGCUCGCUAUGCUCCAGGGGCAACAUCUGUUAGUCCUGGAAGAAUGUUCAGAGACUUGGAUUCUGAUUUUAGAACACAAUUUUCAGAUGUUUUAAAUUUGUACUUGGGCACUCACUUCAAACUUGAGCGUGCCACGAUGUUCCGAUUUCCAAUUCGCAGUGCAGACAUGGCAAAAAUUUCUGAAAUCAGCUCUGUUGCUGCCUCAGACAGAAUGGUACAAAAUCUCCUUGACAAGCUGAGAACCGAUGGAGCUGAAUUGCUUAUGUUUUUGAACCACAUGGAGAAAAUCUCCAUCUGUGACAUAGACAUCAGCACAGGAGAUCUGAAAGUACUGUACUCUGUAACUGCUAAAAUUACAGAUGGCGAUCGCUUAAAGCGCAAGCAGUUUCAUGCAUCUGUGGUUGACAGCGUUACCAAAAAAAAGCAGCUGACUCAAAUCCCUGUCCAACAGAUCACCUACACAAUGGACAUAGAAGACUCGGAUGGGAACUCAACGACUUGGUUGGUCUGCAACCGAUCUGGCUUCUCCAACAUUGAAAAAGUUUCCAAGAGUGUAAUUUCAGCACACAAAAAUGAAGACAUAACUCUCUUUCCACGUGGUGGUGUAGCUGCAUGUAUAAGCCACAACUACAAAAAACCGCACAGAGCUUUCUGCUUUCUGCCUCUUUCACUAGAAACUGGUCUCCCGUUUCAUGUCAAUGGGCAUUUUGCCUUAGAUUCUGCUAGGAGAAACCUUUGGAGGGAUGACAAUGGGGUCGGUGUCAGGAGUGACUGGAACAACAAUCUAAUGACUGCUGUGAUAUCACCAGCAUGCGUGGAACUACUCAUUCAGCUGAAACGUCGUUUUUUCCCUGGUCCAGAUCCCACUAUGACUGUGUUGCAGGGUACACCCAUUCACGUAGUCAAAGACACGUUGAAGAAGUUUUUGUUCUUCUUUCCAGUCAACAGGCUUGACAUUCAGCCAGACUGGUAUUGUCUUGUUAAAGCAGUUUACAACUGCAUUCAUGCAGACCUCAAACGUCUACUGCCUGUUGUAAGGGCUCCCCACCUUGACAAUACAGAUAUGCACUCUGCAAUAUAUAUUUCCUGGGUAAACACAUCCACUGCAAAUAAAGGCAGAGCAUUCUUUGACAACCUUCUUCAGGAUGAACUGCAGCACUUAAAAAAUACAGAGUACAACAUAACUACACGAAAAACUAUUGCUGAAAAUGUGUACAGGUUAAAAGCUUUGCUUCUGGAUGUUGGCUUCAACUUGGUGUACAGCUGUGAGGAGACUGCCAGUCUCUAUUUCUGUUUAGAGGAUGCAGGGAUUCCUGUGCGCUACGUGACACCGGAGGAUGUACGCAGCUUCCUUCUGACAUUUUCGGCACCAGACACAACAUGUCAGGUGGGAAAGCUACCGUGUCGACUGCAGCAAUCGAAUUUUAAGCUCUUUCAUAGCUUCAAACUUCUGGUUGACUACAGUUUCAAAGAUUUAGAAGAGGAUGAUGUCCAAAUAGAGGGGUUACCACUUUUGAUUACAAUGGAUAACAUGCUUCAGGUGUUUGAUUCCAAAAGACCCAAAUUUUUGUCAACACACCAUGAGUUGAUUUCCUCUAGAAAAGAGCUGUUUAUGAACACACUUUACAUGAGGUACAGCAAGCUACUCAUGAAGUCUAACGUGGCAAAAGUCUUUGACAUCAGUAGCUUUGGAGGUCUCCUGGGAUCUGUCCUUCCACGUGAAUAUCGGACAAGAACACCAGUAAAAUGGAGAGACAACUAUGCCAGUGAAUCCUGGUUGAAAAGUUCCUGGCACUUUAUCAGUGAAAACAUUGCCGUCAAGGAUGAUCACACAGACAUCAAACCCAAAUUUGAGACUGUCUUGGACAUUCUGAAGGACUGGGCCUUGCUACCUGGUACCAAAUUCAUGGUUUCAAGCAAUAAGCUGGUUGUGCCUGAGUGUGAUGUUUUGCUGCCUUUAAGUCUCAUCUAUGCAGCCAUUUUCCCCACUGGACAGAAUGACAAAGUCUUCCAUACCCUUAUGAAGGGGGGAUGCAUUCAGCUUGCACUGAACAAAAUCUGCACCAAAGAGAACCCUGUGGUACCUCUUCUAGCACAACAUGCAGCAAACAUAGAGAAUCCCUCCAGCAUCCUGAAAGCUUUGGAGUAUAUGAUUCAGACCUCAGCCUUCAAAACCAGUGGGUUGACUGACAAAGACUUUGAGGCACUUCUCUUGUACUUUAACUGCAAUUUACUUAACUUGUCCCAGGAAGAUGUACAUUGUUUGAAGUUGCUCCCAUGUUACAAAUCAGUGAGUGGCAGAUACAUCAGUGUGUCCAGUUUUGGGUCUUGCUACGUCCUUACAAAAAGCAUUCCAACUGCUGAUAUGGAAAAAUGGGCACACACAACAUCCUCAGCCUUUCUAGCUGACAACCCACAACUUAAAGAGCUCUUCAGUUUCCUUGGAUUUACUCCAAUUGAUGAUCUUGAGGUCUACUUAAAGCAUCUCCUGCCAAAGUUUGACAGUUUGUCUUAUGAUGCAAAAAUUGAGCAUCUCAUAUACCUUAAGGAGAGACUUCUGAGUAUGGAGGAGCCUUGUGGGAUGAAGGAUAAGUUAUAUGAGAAACUGGAAGGCCUCUCAUUCAUUUAUGAUUCCACAAACAGACUGAAACCUGCAAAAACAUUUUUUGAUCAAACUGUGAAGGUUUUUGAAGUGAUGCUGCCCACAAAGUCAUUUAUACCCCCAGAUUUCUUCAAGAAGAUUGAGCAAGCCUCAAAGCCAAAGAAUGGGACUUCAUUUCUCCCUUCCUGGAUCACAUUCCUGAGAAAUAUUGGACUGAAGUACAUAGUUUCUCAGCAGCAAGUUUUACAGUUUGCAAAAGAGAUCAGCAUUAAACCUCAGUCCAAAGAAACAACACAAAUGGUUGUUGAUGUUUUACUUAAUCACAUUUUUACUGAGAGAACAGAUCUUUUUGUGGGUACCUUUCUCAAAGAUUUAUCAAUGAUACCAUUCUUGUGCCCUGAACGUGCCCCAGUUGAACUUGUUAGACUCCAUGCUCAACAUCAGGAAAUGAAUGGUACUCUCCCACUGAUUCGCUUCAAUGGGUCACAGGUGAAUCCAAAGUUCAAGCAAACGGAUAUCAUGCAGUUACUUUGGACCUCUUGCCCUAUUCUUCCAGAAAAGGCCAUCCCCGCUAGCAUGAAAGACCAAGAAGGGAGCACACUCGCUAGCCAAGAACAACUUGAUCAAGUUUUGACCAUGCUUAAUGUCAACUUGGACCCACCAUUGGACAAAGUGAUAAGCAACUGCAAAAAUAUCUGUAGCAUAUCUAACCUUGACGAUGACAUGGUGAAAACGAGAAACAAAGUCCUAAGGAGCACUUAUGAAUUUCUAAAUGCAGACAAAAGGGAUUUUCGGUAUCAGCUACGAGGUAUAUCUUUUGUCAUGGUUGAGGAGGGAUGGAAACUCCUAAAGCCAGAAGAGGUUGUCAUAAAUCUAGACAAUGAAUCAGACUUCAAACCCUACCUUUACAAACUCCCUUUAGAACUUGGCACCUUUCAUCAGUUGUUUAAGCUUCUGGGAACUGAGGAUGUUGUGUCAACAAAACAAUAUGUGGAAGUCCUUUACCGCAUUUACAGAAAUUCAGAGGGUAAGCAGCUUGAUCCAAAUGAAAUGAGAACAGUGAAGCGAGCUGUUUCUGGACUUUUCAAAAGCCUUCAGAAUGAUCCAGUUCAGGUACGGAAAGACCUUGAAAACCUCAGAGAUCUGACUUUUUACUUGCCUAGUCACGAUGGCAGACUAGCUAAAUCAAAUGGUUUAGUGUUUGAUGAUGCCCCACACUACAAAAGUAGAAUCCAGGGUAAUGUUGGGGUCCAGAUGCUAGUGGACAUGAGUCAGUGUUACCUCGGCAAAGAUCACGCUUUCCACACAAAGCUGAUCAUGCUGCUGCCUCAGAAGCUUCGACCCCGACUUCUGAGUAGUAUACUGGAAGAGCAGUUAGAUGAAGAAUCUCCCAAAAUGUGUCAGUUUGGAGCUCUUUGCUCUCUUCAGGGUCGUCUGCAAUUGCUCCUGUCAUCAGAACAAUUUAUUACAGGGCUAAUUCGCAUAAUGAAGCACGAAAAUGACAACGCUUUCCUAGUGAAUGAAGAAAAAGCUAUCCGAUUGUGCAAAGCUCUUUGUGAGGGUUUAAAGGUCUCCUGCUUUGAGAAAUUGCAGACGACAUUGCGUGUCAAAGGUUGUAGCCCUAUCCCAAACAGCAAAAGUGAAACUCUAGCGUUUUUGAAAAGGUAUGGAACAUCAGUGAUACACCUGUAUAUUCAGCACUCAGAUAGCAAAGAUAUCAAUUUCUUGUUAGCCCUGGCAAUGACACUUAAAUCUGCAACGGAUAACUUGAUAUCUGACACCUCCUAUCUCAUUGCCAUGCUGGGGUGCAACGACAUCUAUCGGAUCACAGAGAAGCUGGACAAUUUGGGUGUCAAAUAUGACUCCACUGAACCUUCUAAACUUGAGCUUCCCCUCCCAGGAACGCCGAUACCUGCAGAAAUACAUCACAUUUUACUAAUGGAUCCCAUGAAUGUGUUUUACCCAGGAGAAUAUGUAGGAUACCUUGUUGAUUCUGAAGGAGGAGAUAUAUAUGGCUCUUACCAACCAACCUAUACUUACGCCAUCAUAGUUCAAGAAGUGGAAAGAGAAGAGGAUGAAAACCCAAGUUUCUUAGGGAAAUGUUUCCAAAUUGACAUUGGGUACAGUGAGUAUAAAAUUGUCAGUUCACUUGACUUGUACAAAUUUUCCAGACAAGAUGACAGCACUCAUAUCAGGGAUAGUGCUCCAUCAACACCAACAAGUCCUUCAGAAUGUCCAUCUCCUGGUCAGCGAAUGAUGCCGCCACUUUUUCCUGGAAAAGAAAGUCUCAGAGCCCCUCCUUCAAAGCCAUCUCCCCAGAAAUUAAGGCUUAAUGCAUUGCCAGAAAUUCUAAAAGAAGUGACCUUAGUGAUUGAACAAGCAUGGAAACUGCCAGAAACUGAAAGGAAGAAGAUUAUACGGCGAUUAUACCUCAAGUGGCACCCAGACAAAAAUGCUGAGAAUUUGGAUAUAGCCACAGAAGUCUUUAAACACCUACAGAAUGAAAUCAGUAGAAUGGAGAAACAGUCCCUGGUAGAGCAGACUGCAGACAGGACAUCAAGGAGACCAUUCUCAACAUCAUCCACUCGCUUCCAGCAGUCUGAGAAGUUUUCAUUCCAAAGGUUUUACACAUCAUGGAAUCAAGAGGCUACAAGUCAUAAGUCUGAAAAGCAGCAGUUUCGGGAGCAGUACACGGGAUUUUCUGGCUCAUCGCAUUCAAAUCGUUACUUUGUACCUCCAUCGUUUAAGUCGGUUGGGAACCCUGUGGAGGCACGCAGAUGGCUCAGGCAAGCGAGGGCCAACUUCUCAGCCGCAAGGAAUGAUCUCCACAAAAAUGCCAAUGAGUGGGUGUGCUUUAAGUGUUACCUAGCCACCAAACUUGCUCUGAUAGCUGCCGACUAUGCUGUUCGUGGGAAAUCGGAUAAGGACGUAAAACCCACAGCGCUAGCGCAGAAGGUGGAGGAAUACAACUCGCAGCUGGCUGGACUUGCCAAAGACGUGAACAUACUGGAGGGUUAUGGUGUGGACAGCUUGAGAACUCGCUAUCCUGACCUCCUUCCCUUUCCUCAGAUUCCCAAUGAUAGAUACACGUCUGAAGUUGCAAUGAGAGUGAUGGAAUGCACAGCACGGAUUAUUAUUAAACUUGAGACUUUUGUGCAGCAAAAAAUAUAGCUUAUACUUGUCCAUUUAAACAAGGCCAUAUGCAUAGAGCCUUUAAACAGUAGAAAACAUAGUGGCUGCGUGCAAUGUUCCUGACUGUAUUGUUGCGUUAAGGCAAAUUUAUGUAUCCAGCUGGCAGCUUAUAUAUGCAGCAUCAAUACUGGUAAAUUUAAAAUAUAGCUGCUUGAUGUUCAAAGAAGCAGCUGUCUAAUGCUGACAAUAAGUUGCUGAUACUUUUAAAGAGACGUAAAAAUGUUGCUGUAAAAAAAAAAAAAUCCCUAGCAAUACUUUUUUUUUUAAAAGUCAAAUUCCCAUAAUACAC